Molecule: messenger RNA, 837 nt
Organism: Ophidiomyces ophidiicola
Lineage: Eukaryota; Fungi; Ascomycota; Eurotiomycetes; Onygenales; Onygenaceae
Gene: cms1
Product: Protein cms1
Exons: 4
Coding region: 1-837 (278 amino acids)
Cellular component (GO): nucleus; 90S preribosome
Source: RefSeq, a predicted model, not a curated record
AUGUCUACCAAAUCUCGUAAAAGGGUGCGGGAAGACGAGGAGUCCAUACCGGCAAAUAAAGAUAUUUCAACGGGAGUGGAUACCAUUGGCGAGAAACGAAAAAGACAGAAGAAAGGAAACAAGCUGAAUAGGGAUCAGGAUACUGAAAAGAUUGGUGACAUAAAUACUGCUGUUGGGAAGAUGGAUGGGAAACUUCUCGCCGAUUAUUUUGCUCAAAAAGCAAAACGACGGAACAAGGACUUGACCGCAAUUGAACUGGACGAGAUUUAUGUGCCUGAAUAUGCAUUUUUAGAUACAUCAUCCUGGCAGUCACCAAGAACACUUACAAGUCUACCGUCCUUCCUCAAAAAGUACGGUUUCAAGAAGGAAUUAUCAUUAUCGAAAGCACCAGCAGAGAACGGUACUCCCCAUAUCCUUGUGGUCACGAUUGCCGGCCUCCGCGCUGCAGAUCUUACGAGGUAUAGCCCCCGUUCGAAUUGUAUAGAUCUAGCUGACCGCUUAAGGGCUCUGCGUCCGUUUCAAAAUAAUGAAUUUACGGUUGCUAAGCUAUUUGCGAAGCACAUAAAACUUGCGCAGGCCCAAGAAUUUGUCAAGAAAACAAGGAUUGGAAUAGGAGUUGGGACACCGGCUCGUCUCAAUGACUUAGCGGAGUCAGGAGCAUUGAGCCUCGAUUCGCUGAAAUAUGUCGUGAUAGACGGUUCAUAUAUUGAUCAGAAAAAACGUGGUAUAUUUGACAUGGCAGAUUUACUUUUUCCGUUGCUUAAAUUCUUAAAUCGCACUGAUAUGCGUGAUCGAUAUAAAUCAUCCGCAGGAAAGCUUCAAGUCUUGGUUUUUUGA